Messenger RNA from Hipposideros armiger (great roundleaf bat), 2954 nucleotides. It is a transcript of the gene LNX1, whose product is annotated as ligand of numb-protein X 1. Gene Ontology annotation, cellular component: cytoplasm. The record is from RefSeq and is a predicted model, not a curated record. Gene Ontology annotation, biological process: ubiquitin-dependent protein catabolic process. Gene Ontology annotation, molecular function: protein binding; ubiquitin-protein transferase activity. The coding region runs from base 466 to 2685 and encodes 739 amino acids. The transcript has 12 exons. NCBI's taxonomy places the organism in Eukaryota, Metazoa, Chordata, Mammalia, Chiroptera, Hipposideridae.
AUCUGUGACACUGUGAGUUAGCUGCACAUGCAGUGUGAUAAUUGUCCUAGGAUCCCAGAGGAGUCUUGCAGAAGGGACAGGGGGUGAGCUGAUUAACCCCUGAGUGUACAAGGUGGAAUGGUUUUCGUGCAUGUGCGGAAGACGAGACACAGGAAAGAGAAAGAGAAUUUUCCUGGGCUAAUGCUGAGUCAGAAAAGCUCAGCUCCCAUGUGGACUGUCCCCGGAGGCAUCACACCACUGGGAACUGACCCACAGUGCAGCAAAGGCACCUGUACGCAGAGGUUGAGGCUGGUCACAGCUCAGCUGGCCCAGGGAGCUGCUGGAUUCACCCACAAGGCAUGAGAGCUGCGGGACUGCUACUGCUGUGAGAGCCCCAAACAGACACUUAAAAGGUUUGUGGAUGGCUCCUAGAAGAUCUUGAUUUGCUCCUGAGGAAAUAUUGUGUUACUGGGUUGGUUUUCUGUCAUGCUGUCCCCCCAGUCAACUAUGAGCCAGCCAGACCCUGCCGAUGACCCAGACCCCAGCACUGCACCCCUCUGUGUGGUGUGCGGCCAAGUCCACUCCCCUGAGGAAAACCACUUCUACACCUACACGGAAGAUGUGGACGAUGACCUCAUAUGCCACAUCUGCCUGCAAGCCCUGCUGGACCCUCUUGACACUCCCUGUGGACACACCUACUGCAUGCUCUGUCUCACCAACUUUCUGGUGGAGAAGGACUUCUGCCCCGUGGAUCGCAAGCCUGUGGUUCUCCAGCACUGCAAGAAAUCCAGCAUCCUGGUCCACAAGCUCCUCAACAAGCUACUGGUGACCUGCCCGUUCACCGAGCAUUGCACUGAGGUGUUGCAGCGCUGUGACCUGGAACACCACUUUCAAACCAGCUGUAAAGGUGCCUCCCACUAUGGCCUGACCAAAGACAGGAAGAGGCGCUCUCAGGAUGGCUGUCCAGAUGGCUGUGCAAGCCUUACUGCAAUGGCACUCUCCCCAGAGGUGUCUGCAGCUGCCACCAUCUCCUUAAUGACAGACGAGCCUGGCCUAGACAACCCUGCCUAUGUGGCCACAGCAGAGGAUGGUCAGCCAGCAAACAGUCCCUCGGACUUUGGCCGGAGCAACCGAACGAGGGCGCGGCCCUUUGAGCGAUCUUCUAUCAGAAGCAGAUCUUUUAAAAAAAUAAAUCGAGCGUUGAGUGUUCUCCGAAGGACAAAGAGUGGAAAUGUAGUUGCCAACCAAGCUGACCAGGGGAGAGAAAAUUUUGAAAACACGACUGCGCCUGCAGUCUUUCCAAGGUUGUAUCACCUGAUUCCAGAUGGUGAAAUUACCAGCAUUAGGAUCAAUCGAGUGGAUCCCAAUGAAAGCCUCUCCAUUAGGCUUGUGGGAGGCAGCGAAACCCCACUGGUCCAUAUCAUUAUCCAAUACAUUUAUCGUGAUGGAGUGAUUGCCAGAGACGGCCGGCUCCUGCCAGGAGACAUCAUAUUAAAGGUAAAUGGGAUGGACAUCAGCAACGUACCUCACAACUACGCCCUGCGCCUCCUGCAGCAGCCCUGCCAAGUGCUGCGGCUGACUAUACUGCGUGAGCAGAAAUUCCGAAGCAGGACCAAUGGGCAGGCACUGGACACCUAUGGACCACGGGAUGACAGUUUCCAUGUGAUUCUCAACAAAAGCAGCCCUGAGGAGCAGCUUGGAAUAAAACUGGUGCGCAAGGUGGAUGAACCCGGGGUAUUCAUUUUCAAUGUGUUGGAUGGUGGUGUGGCAGACCGACAUGGUCAGCUGGAGGAGAACGAUCGUGUGUUAGCCAUCAAUGGACAUGACCUUCGAUACGGCAGCCCGGAAAGUGCAGCUCAUCUGAUACAGGCCAGUGAAAGGCGCGUUCACCUCAUCGUGUCCCGCCAGGUUCAUCAGCAGAGUCCUGACAUCUUUCAGGAAGCUGGCUGGAGCAGCAACAGCAACCGGUCCCCAGGGCCAGGGGACAGGAGCAACACUUCCAAGCCCCUCCAUCCUGCAGUCACUUGUCACGAGAAGGUAGUAAGUGUCCGGAAAGACCCCAGUGAGUCUCUCGGCAUGACCGUUGCAGGAGGAGCGUCACACAGGGAGUGGGAUUUGCCCAUCUAUGUCAUCAGUGUUGAGCCCGGAGGCGUCAUAAGCAGAGAUGGAAGAAUAAAAACAGGUGAUAUUUUGCUGAAUGUGAAUGGGACUGAACUAACAGAGGUCAGCCGGAGUGAGGCCGUUGCAUUAUUAAAAAGCACAUCCUCCUCGGUGGUUCUUAAAGCUUUGGAAGUCAAACAAUGUGAGCCCCAGGAAGACAGCAGCAGCCCAACAGCCCUGGACUCCAACCACAACAGGGCCCCACCGGGCGACUGGUCUCCCUCCUGGGUCAUGUGGCUGAAAUUACCACGGUACCUGUAUAACUGUAAAGAUGUUAUACUGAGAAGAAACACAGCUGGAAGCCUGGGCUUCUGUAUUGUAGGAGGUUAUGAAGAAUACAAUGGGAACAAACCUUUUUUUAUCAAAUCCAUUGUUGAAGGAACACCAGCAUACAAUGAUGGAAGAAUUAGAUGUGGUGAUAUUCUUCUUGCUGUCAAUGGUAGAAGUACAUCAGGAAUGAUACAUGCUUGCUUGGCAAGAAUGCUGAAAGAACUUAAAGGAAAAAUUACUCUCACUAUUGUUUCUUGGCCUGGCACUUUUUUAUAGAAUGGUGGGUCACAGAGAAACAGGAAAUCACAAAUAAGCUAAGUUGAAACAAUAUAUUUAUCUUGUCAAUUUUUGUAUUUAAAGGAUACAUUGUAAAAAUGUAAAUUUUAAUGUCAGGAAAAGUACGAUCUAAUGAAAGCUAAUUACACCUCAGAAAAUAUAAUUCUCAAAACAAACAUUACUGAUAGUUUCUAUUCCGUGUGGGGGAUUUCACAAUACGCCUUUAAGUUUAUAUUUUUCUAUUCAAUAAAAAACUCAAACAACUGAAA